GCGCGUAACGGGCGCUACGCUCGCGCGAUCGUGAUUCGAGACUCUGGCACAGUACGAGUUGGAGGAGCGUAAGCGGAGCAACGCCAUUUUCCUCUAACUCGAGAGAGCGGUGCGUGUAUUUCGAUGAACUAAUUCUUUCAAAAAGGGACGUUCCAACCGCGAUAAGAAGAGUGCGAUGGGCGUUCGUAGUUAGUGUUUUUAAUUCUUGCGUUCUUUUGAGAAUAAAAAUUAUCUAAAUUGUCAUAGUCCUUCCGGGAGGAAUAGAUACGAUGGUCGAUGCGUAAAAGUUAGAAGAGUGAGGUGGUCUUCGCGUUGUGGAAAAAGGAAAAACAAAGUUGGCAGGGCGUUUUACAAGGAAACUAUGCAACGACACGCGAUUCAUCGUUUCUACGCUCCAGAGACGAUAUCGAGAGAACGGUGAGCGAUUCGAAGAAAAUAGAGCUCCGGACCUGCCGAGGUGCCGAGGUUCGAUAGAGAGGAGGAAAAAAGAUGCCGCUCCCAAAGAGGCUGGUCGAACCCGUGCACGUUGCGCGAGGCACGAUACCCGAGGCGUUUCCGCUUCCAUCGGAAUUGGAAGCCGCAACGAAUGGCACCCUCGCCAAUACGAUUAGACAAUUGUCGAGUUUAUCGAGGCACGCGGAGGAUCUCUUCGGUGAACUUGCCAGGGAAGCCGUCACGUUGAGCGAUCGAGCCAAUUCUCUCCAAGCGAGAAUCGACAGGCUGGCGGUCAAAGUCACCCAGCUCGACAGCAACGUCGAAGAAGUAUCGCUGCAAGACAUUCAUAUGCGGAAAGCAUUUAAAAGUUCGGUGAUAUUCGAUCAGCAAGUUGUUUCUCGAGACACGAUGCCAACGGCUAUGCUCGAAACUUAUCAACAAUGCGACACGCCUCCGCCUCUCGAUAAACUCAACGUUUACAGGGAGGAUGGAAAAGACGGUCUCAAAUUUUACACGGAUCCAAAUUACUUCUUCGACCUGUGGAGUCAAGAGAUGCUCAAGGAUACAGAGAAGAAGCUCCACGAUCGGGGGAAAAAGACCGAGUCUGAAUAUGCCGAACCGUUCAGAGAGCCUCACCGGCCUAGAAACGAGGGCGGCAGCGGAGGUGGAGGUAGACACAAGAGGCGUGUUAGGCAACCUCACAAUACGAGGGAAAGACAGAGGCAAUUGGCCGUUGGUCACGGGGAAUACAUCAUGCCGAGUCAAGGGGUUCAAUAUCGAACUCCGCACAAUAUUCCCGACGAAUCGCUCCUGGGGAUGGUAAUGACGGAACCGAGACCACCGAGACCGAACAGCAUCGAGCUCAGGCGAAGUUAUCCAUCCGAGGAACAACACCUCUACAGCCCACCAACUUCCGAUCACUACAGGGCGGAGAAUUACGCGUCGCAGGGUUACGACGACGGAAGCUUGUACAGCUCGCACUACGCACCGGGACAAGGACAACCCGGAAGCGAGACUUACCAGAGUCCCGGUGGCCAGAGCACUCCGAGUCGAGGCGGAAGAUCGAGACCCUCGCAGCCGCCACCGGCUCCGCCGAGUAAUGCCUCGAGCAAUUCGACACCGACAAUAGCUUCGGCUAAUAAUACGCCAACGAGAGGAAGAUCGAUGAGCACGGGACGGGACACGCUUCCGCCUCCUCCUCCGCCCCCUGGUGAAAUUAUGUCCCCACCUCCGAUAAAUGGUACAAUACCGUCUCAUCUGCUGAACAGAAAUGGGAGCCGUUCCAACAGUCCGUUACCGAGUCAUCAUUCGACACCGACGCCUCCCAAUCACACACUCCCCAUGGGAAUCGACGAGCCGGAUCCGGCGCCUCAGGAUCUUCCGCCACCUCCUCCGACACCCGAUCCCAUUAUUCAAAGGCCCAUUUCACCACCUUGCAACAUUCCACCUCCGCCACCGCCACCACCGCCUCCACCGAUCGCGAAUGGCCCGACGCCACCGAUGCCGUUGACCAACGGCGAUAUUGCCAAAAUGAUCGCCACCAAUCCACCCAAACUCAAACCUGUUAAAAAUAUCAUCGAUGGACAAUUGAGGAAAGGCCAGAAUCCCAAUAUACCGAUCGUCGAUCCACGGAAUGAUCUUCUCAAGGCUAUCAGAGACGGUAUAAAGCUGCGAAAAGUGGAAAAGAUUGAGCAAAAAGAGGGCGAACGGACAAACGCCUUGAACGACGUUGCAUCGAUAUUGGCACGGCGCGUUGCGGUUGAAUUCAGUGACAGCGACUCGGCAUCGGAGAGCGAAUGCGAUAGCGAAGGUUGGGGUGAACAAGAAUCGAGCCUCGCGUGACCCGGGCCAUUCAUGCCAACGGCCACUACUGCUUCCUAGGCAGCAGAAGCAGCAGCAGCAGCAGCAGCAGUAACAACGACAACAACAAUUAAACGACAACUGAAAAACAGAAGAAAGGAACAAAAAAUUUUAUUUCCCGUUUUCGGGAUUUCAAGGAUUUAUAGUCAGCCUUUGAAGAUUCGCGAACUUUCUAACCGAAUUCGUACACUUUUUCUCUGCAUCAAUAUUCGCAAAAAAGGGUACUAUAAUUCUAUACUUUACUUCAUUUGAACAAAAAAUGGAUGGUUGGAUUUUGCAGAUCGCUGUUCGUACAAAAUUAACAGAGGCCCUUUCAUUUUGGCACAUUCCGAAAGUACUCCCAUUCGCCAUCACACAAUAUAUACGUAGAUAAAUAUAUCCAGCAAACGCUUUCCCGGUCGAUUACAAUAAAACAUUUGUUUGUAUCGAGCGUAGAUGGAAUAAAAGAGCGAAGGGAAAAUGGCUUGAUAUAAAAAUAAAUUUGUACAAUCGGUUCGAGCGCCGUUCUCGAAAAUUGUUCUGUAUCUGGAUGAUUCUGUGAGGAGGGGGGGG
Venturia canescens is the source of this 2847-nucleotide messenger RNA. It is a transcript of the gene SCAR, whose product is annotated as wiskott-Aldrich syndrome protein family member 3 SCAR. The transcript is spliced from 9 exons. Lineage: Eukaryota; Metazoa; Arthropoda; Insecta; Hymenoptera; Ichneumonidae. The coding region runs from base 490 to 2277 and encodes 595 amino acids. Gene Ontology annotation, biological process: positive regulation of Arp2/3 complex-mediated actin nucleation; actin cytoskeleton organization. Gene Ontology annotation, cellular component: cytoskeleton; SCAR complex. The record is from RefSeq and is a predicted model, not a curated record. Gene Ontology annotation, molecular function: actin binding; protein kinase A regulatory subunit binding; Arp2/3 complex binding.